AUGGAAAAUAAUCAAGGUUUGAAAUUAGCUCUUGGAUGGAAUAAAUGGAACAUGAACAUUAUUGGUCUUUGGCCAGAUCCAUACGCUAAGAAAAGCCAUCGGGAGACUUGUAAGACUCUAUUAGCACUAUCGGUUCCUAUACUUUUUGCAACGGCUCCUCAAAAUGCCAAUUUAUUUUUCAUAUGGGGAGACAUUGAACUGGUGACUGAAAAUUUGUCCAUAGUUAAUAUCCCCUGUAUAAAUGUGAUGUUGAAGUUGCUGUUCUCUUGGUAUCAUAGAGACACCUUCGGGUACAUAAUAAAAAUCUUCUACGACGACUGGCUUGCACCAAAAACGAAAGAAGAAAAAGAGGCGAUGAUAAAUAAUGCUAUGCCUGGAAGAUUUAUAUCAAUUUGGAGUUCGAUAUUAACAUUAACGAUGGAGACGGUGUACGUCAGCCUUAGAUCUUUCAUAAUCAUCACUUGUGAUAAAAACGAAGAGAGAGCAGAUCAUUUGACUAUUUUUCCUGGAUAUUUUCCCUAUGAUAUUCGAAGAACAUCAUUUUGCAUUUUCACUAACUUGGGUCAAGCGAUUACUGGAUAUAUAGCCGCGAUUACAUACACUAGUAUCGAUAGCUUUAUUGGUAUGUUGGUGAUUCACAUAUGCGGGCAAUUUGAGAUUUUGAAAAUGAAAUUGGAAAAAUUAAUGGGAGAUGAAGAUUGUGGAAGAGAUGCAAAACAGAUUCAAAAAGAGUUGGCCUGGAUUGUGAAGAGACACGAAGAUUUGAGCCAUUGGAAUCAGUACACGAUGAAAUUUGUUGGUAUCUGGCCAGAGGAGAGAAAAUGGAACCGACCAUCGAGUUAUCUGGUAUUAAUAGCAGUUUUAAUGAUGCUGUGCUUCAUUACCAUCCCGCAAACAAUUAAUCUCAUGCUAAUUUGGGGCGAUAUGGAUUUGGUGGUGGAAAAUUUAUCGAUGGGAAACAUCACUAUCACGAUAUCCCUUUUGAAAACGAUCGCCUUUUGGACCAAUGGCAAAUCAUUGAAGUCUCUGCUAGAAUGCAUGGCCAAAGACUGGAGCACACCUAUGUUAAAAAACGAGUAUGAAUCAAUGAAGAAAAUCGGGAAAAUCACCAGAACGAUCAUCAUGAGGAGCACCAUAAUGUGUAAUACCGUAGUCACAGCCUAUGGCGUUCUACGAAUGUACUCCAUGAAACAUACCGAAAACAAAUUGUUCUUCCGUGCCUAUUUCCCUUACGACGUCGAUUCCACCCCAAAUUAUCAACUGACUAUGUUCGCUCAAUUCCUGGCUACUAUGUAUGCAGCGAUCACUUACACCUGUGUGGAUACUUUCGUCGCUAUGCUGAUUUUGCAUAUUUGUGGACAAUUGUCGAAUUUGAAAGAAGAGAUUAAAAAACUCUCGGUGCAGAGUGAAGAAGAUUUUCAGGCCAACUUAGGGAAAAUUGUUCGCAAACACCAGUACUUGAACAGAUUCGCGAUGCAAGUAGAAAAUUGUUUCAACAUGAUGCUUCUAGUUCAGAUGCUCGGUUGCACCGUUCAAUUGUGUUUCCAAUGUUUCCAAGCUAUCAUGUCAUUUGGCGUUGAAGAAGAGAAAUACUUGAUCCUUCAAAUUAGUUUCCUGAUAAUCUAUGUAAUUUACGUGAUGUUGCAUCUGUAUUUAUAUUGUUACGUGGGUGAAAGACUAACAGCCGAGGGUCUCGAGAUAGCCAACGCGGUGUACGAUUCCGAAUGGUACAAUUUAUCAGCGAAAAAUACAAAACUACUUAUAUUAAUCAUAUGUAGAGCAAAAACACCGUUGCAAAUCACUGCAGGAAGAUUUUGCUCCUUCACUUUGGAACUCUAUUUUCAGAUUUUAAAAACCUCCAUGGGUUACAUUUCCGUUCUAUGUGCGAUGAAAAACUAA
Molecule: messenger RNA, 1899 nt
Organism: Osmia lignaria (orchard mason bee)
Lineage: Eukaryota; Metazoa; Arthropoda; Insecta; Hymenoptera; Megachilidae
Gene: Or115
Product: odorant receptor 115
Biological process (GO): sensory perception of smell; detection of chemical stimulus involved in sensory perception of smell
Cellular component (GO): plasma membrane
Molecular function (GO): odorant binding; olfactory receptor activity
Source: RefSeq, a predicted model, not a curated record